Molecule: messenger RNA, 576 nt
Organism: Cladophialophora yegresii CBS 114405
Lineage: Eukaryota; Fungi; Ascomycota; Eurotiomycetes; Chaetothyriales; Herpotrichiellaceae
Exons: 3
Coding region: 1-576 (191 amino acids)
Cellular component (GO): cytoplasm
Molecular function (GO): protein phosphatase inhibitor activity
Source: RefSeq, a predicted model, not a curated record
AUGAAUCCACACCAGAAGAACAAGAUUGACAUCAACAAAUUGUCGGCGGACGAGCAGCGGUUGUUUAGACUCUAUGGCAAGCUACCGAACAAGAAGGACCUGCUGCAGAACAAGUUGAAGGAGCGCAAGUAUUUCGACUCCGGCGACUAUGCCCUCUCCAAAGCCGGCAAGGCCUCCGACACGGGCGUCACCACCAUCGGCACCGAACACCCCCAGGCCGACAGCAUCCCCCACCUCUCUCCUCUUACACACACGGUCUCCCGUUCCGACAGCAUCGCUCCUGGCACCCCUGGCGUCGGCUCCCACGGCAACUCCCCAGAAAACACGAAUCCAUUGUCUUUCGGCCAGGGCGGCCCGCCGGGUGGAAUUCAUCGCGGCAGCAUCAAUGGGAUCCCAGGCGGAGGUUUGCCAGGAGCGCCGUUGACAAGUCGCAGCCCCGUGAAGGAAAGCAGCUUCCUAGCGAGGAGUGCAAGUAUGGAUGAGAAUGACGGCAAGGGCGCCGACGGACAACCGGGAUCUCUGGACGGAAGCGUCAGCCCGCCGGUGCAAAAGGUGGGCAUUCCGAUCCGGAGAUGA